UGCAGAACGUUAAUCAUCAACUAUUAAUAUGCCUUCAAGAGUCCUACGUGACUACUUUUUCUUUGAGAUCAACGCCAAGAUCUCAGUGGAAAACUAAGAAACACAGACCUUGCACAGAUCCAUUCCACAGCAGCCAUGUUGACAAUGUCCGGCCCGGCAUCACCAGUCCAGGAUCUCGCGGAGCCGCUGUCGCAGUUUUCGGCCUCUCUCUUUGCGAAACUGCCGGCCGAGAUGAAAGUUGGCAUUCUAUCCUACUGCCAACAGAACGACCUCAUUUGCCUCUCACUGUCAUCGCACUAUUUCCGAGAACUCACGCUGCCCUUGAUCCCAAAGAAGCCCCACUUGCAGCUGUACGACCAGAAUCUACCUCCGGAGGCCAUAUCCUGCGCGUGUGGCAACAACCUCGCUGUCGGGGUGGAAAAAAACUAUUAUGCUCAUCGAAAACGCCGACAUGAGUACAUCAUCCAGCCGACGGCUGGCGGGCAGUCUGGUUGCCAAAUCUGCCGGCAUUGGUCGCUACCUUGCCGAGCAUACCCCCCACAGCAUCCGAUGUGCCGGCUAUCCGGGUGUAAACACUGCAUGUGCAUUUCAUGCCCGCUGUAUGUGAGACUCCGCAGUUGGAUCGGGACGGAGUUGCGGUACUGCUCGAAGUGUCGCAAGUUUACCAAGCGGGAAUGGACAAAGAAGUACAACGGAAGAUGUCUACAUAGCCAACCCAAAGUUCGGAGAACAUCAAACAAUCGCUAGACAGCGGUAAAGGGCCAAUCAUACGGACGUCGCUAGUGGAACAAAUAGGGGACUAUAGGGGUUAAUCGCUAGGGUUUCAACAACAAAAAGUAUAUAAAGGGGUCGUCGUUGAAUCUAGAUAAGAGAAGAAAUACAAGGGUAGUGUAGAAGAGUUCAGCUUCGUGUAAUCAUUUAACAAGACGCAUACAUAGCAGAUCUUAGUUUCAAAGCGCAGCCCCUGAGA
This is a messenger RNA of Colletotrichum navitas, 970 nucleotides long. RefSeq names its product F-box domain-containing protein. The record is from RefSeq and is a predicted model, not a curated record. NCBI's taxonomy places the organism in Eukaryota, Fungi, Ascomycota, Sordariomycetes, Glomerellales, Glomerellaceae. Gene Ontology annotation, molecular function: protein binding. The coding region runs from base 136 to 747 and encodes 203 amino acids. The transcript has 2 exons.